Molecule: messenger RNA, 1590 nt
Organism: Aspergillus melleus
Lineage: Eukaryota; Fungi; Ascomycota; Eurotiomycetes; Eurotiales; Aspergillaceae
Exons: 2
Coding region: 1-1590 (529 amino acids)
Biological process (GO): transmembrane transport; carbohydrate transport
Cellular component (GO): membrane
Molecular function (GO): carbohydrate:proton symporter activity
Source: RefSeq, a predicted model, not a curated record
AUGUCACCCGAAGUCUUAUUUCCCUUGGCCUGCACCAUGCUCCUGGAAGGACGACGCCUCAUGCUAGCCCAGACCAUCCUGGUCACCUUUCCCAGCUUUAUACUGUUUGGAUACAACCAAGUUGGUGUUGGUGGUUUGCUGGCCUUCGAAAGCUGGACUCGAACAUUUCCCGAAAUCGAUACCACCCACGCUGAUGACGGGACCUCCUAUAACUCCGUGAUUCAAGGGGUCUACGUCUCAUCAUUCACUCUCGGUGCGCUCUUCGGGGCUUUAUCGUGCUCAGCACUUGGAGACUGGUUUGGUCGACGCAAGACCAUCUUCAUCGGCGCCUGUUUGACCUUGAUUGGGGAGAUCAUCUCCUGUACCUCGUUCGACCUGCCUCAACUUAUAGUGGGGCGUAUCAUAAUCGGCAUUGGUGUCGGAGAGCUGAGUACUAUAACUCCAGUCUGGCAAUCGGAAUGCUCCCCGGCAAUUAAUAGGGGAGCCCAUGUCGUCGUGGACGGUAUCGCAAUCACCAGUGGAUAUAUGCUCUCCUCAUGGAUCAAUUUCGGCUUCUCCCAUAUCGAGCAGUCUUCGGUGUCAUGGCGUGUCCCCCUUGCUAUCCCUUGUGUCAUCUCCAUAACGCUUAUCGCCUCGAUUUUCUUCUUUCCUGAAUCUCCACGAUGGCUUGUUGGCUCUGGCCGUCGUGAUGCAGCCGCUCACGCCCUUGCAAGAGUAAAACAAGUAUCCCCGGAUGACCCAAAUCUCCGACAGGAGGUCGCCACGAUCGAGCUCUCGCUGGAAGAAACAGCCCGGUCUGCGGCAACAAUGAGAGAUAUCUUCACCAUGAAACAGGGCAAACUCUUCUACCGCUUCAUGCUCUGUAUGGGCCUCCAAUUCUUCAUCCAUAUGACCGGCGCCAACGUCAUCAGCACCUAUGUGACCACUAUCUUCCAGCAAGAUCUGGGCCUCUCAAACGAUCUCUCUCGUAUCCUGGCCGCGUGUGCAUUGACCUGGAAAUUUCUUGCCUCGUUUGUCGCUUUCUUCACGAUCGAUCGGUUUGGGAGACGGAAACUCUUCCUGCUCACCGGAACGGGGCUGACGAUUUGCAUGACUGGGUUGGCUAUUACGAAUAGUUUCCCGGAUAGCAAUGAGCCGGCUUCGAUCUUCAGCGUCAUCUUUAUCUUUUUGUUCAACUUUUUCUUUCCCAUUGGGUUUCUGGGGACUUCGUUUCUGUAUUGUACGGAGGUUGCGCCGGUCCGGUUGCGCGUGGCGAUGACAUCUAUCUCAACGGCGAAUCACUGGCUUUGGAAUUUCGUCGUCCAAAUGAUCACCCCCGUUGCCCUGAGCAAUAUCGGAUAUAAAUACUAUAUUGUCUACGCGUUGAUCGCGUUCUGCUUUCCAAUCGUGGCGUUUCUCUUCUACCCCGAGACAAUGGGCCAAAGCUUGGAAAAGAUCGAGGAGUUGUUCCAGCGUGAUAUACCCGUCUUUGACACCGUUCAAGCUGCUAGACACAUGACCAAGUGGCCUGAGUUGGAUGGUCAGGUGAAUGAAGAUGUCAAGGUCGAGGUUGAGCAGAUUGAGAAUUCGGCGGAUGAGAAGUCGGUUUAG